Messenger RNA from Apis laboriosa (Himalayan honeybee), 975 nucleotides. RefSeq names its product circadian clock-controlled protein daywake-like. Bases 1 to 747 code for a protein of 248 amino acids. The record is from RefSeq and is a predicted model, not a curated record. The transcript is spliced from 4 exons. NCBI's taxonomy places the organism in Eukaryota, Metazoa, Arthropoda, Insecta, Hymenoptera, Apidae.
AUGACGUCUCUAAUCGGGCUCGCCCUCAUCUCCGCUUGGAUCACCGGGGCUGCCUUCGCCGAACUGCCGCCUGGUGUAAGGCCGUGUCCACGAACGAACGACUUGAUACAAUACAACGUGUGCGUGCUCCAACAAUUGAACGCCAUAACCCCUUACCUGGCCAACGGUAUCCCCUCCUUGAAGCUGCCCGCCCUGGACCCGCUUUUCCUACCCUCGUUGACGGUGGACAGAAACCUGGAGACGUUGAAGAUCAAGGCGAACAUGAGCCAGAUCCGCGUUUAUGGCGCAACGAAUUUCGCGAUCGACGAUUUGAAGGCGAACCCGAACGAUCUGUCGGUGAACAUCAAGGUUCGACUGCCGCACGUGCACAUGAACGGCAACUACGACGUUCAGGGAAGGCUGCUACUGCUUCCGUUGAACGGGGCUGGUAACUUCAGAGGGAAUUUCACUGACACGAAGGUGGACGUGCAGGCACAGGGCAAGGAAGUGACGGACGCGAAGGGGGUGCAAAAGAUCGAGAUCGACAAGUUGGUGACGAAAAUUCGGGUUGAAAGUGGAAACAUCGAAUUGAAAGCACCUCCCAAUCAUAGUGCAGCGGCCGAGGCCGCAGCGACAUUCUUCAACUCGAAUCCACGAUUAGUCCUGGACAUAGCCAGUCCUAUUAUCGAGGACACAGCGGCGACCGUGAGCAGAGCAUUGGUCGCGAGAGCGUUGAGCGUUCUCACGAAACAAGAAUUGCUUCCCUAGUCCGUUAGAUUAAGAUGCAAGAAGUUUAAUUAUGAGUUCGACACGUUUCGUUAAGAAGAGAUAAUAAAUUAGUGUAAUAAUAUCGUGAUAUUUCGCACAGAUGAAAUAUAUUGUAUAUAAUUGAAUAGUGGAUUAAAAAUGAUAAAUGAUUGAGAGGAAUGAGAAAUUUUUCGUGUUAAAAAUAUUAAAGAAUAAUUAAAAGUUUGAAACUUCGUGUUGUAUACAAUU